AUCCCAGCCCACCAACUAGCCAGCCUGAGCCUGGCCACUGCCCCUCCCCAGGCGUGUCCACCAUGCGAUCCCUGUGGCUCCUCGCAGCUCUGCUGGCCCUGAGCCAGGCCCUACCCUUUGAGCAGAAGGGCUUCUGGGACUUCACCCUGGACGACGGGCUGCUCAUGAUGAACGACGAGGAGGCUUCGGGUGCCGACACAAUCUCGGGCGUCCCGGACCUGGACUCCCUCACACGCACCUUCAGUGCCAUGUGUCCUUUCGGCUGCCACUGCCACCUGCGGGUUGUUCAGUGCUCUGACCUGGGUCUGAAGGCUGUACCCAAGGAGAUCUCACCUGACACCACGCUGCUGGACCUGCAGAACAACGACAUCUCUGAGCUCCGCAAGGAUGACUUCAAAGGUCUCCAGCACCUCUAUGCCCUCGUGCUGGUGAACAACAAGAUCUCGAAGAUCCAUGAGAAGGCCUUCAGCCCCCUGCGGAAGCUGCAGAAGCUCUACAUCUCCAAGAACCACCUGGCGGAGAUCCCCCCCAGCCUGCCCAGCUCCCUGGUGGAGCUCCGCAUCCAUGACAACCGCAUCCGCAAGGUGCCCAAGGGCGUGUUCAGCGGGCUCUGGAACAUGAACUGCAUCGAGAUGGGUGGAAACCCCCUGGAGAACAGUGGCUUUGAACCUGGAGCCUUUGAUGGCCUGAAGCUCAACUACCUGCGCAUCUCAGAGGCCAAGCUCACUGGCAUCCCCAAAGAUCUCCCCGAGACCCUAAAUGAGCUCCAUCUGGACCACAACAAAAUCCAAGCUAUUGAGCUGGAGGAUCUGCUCCGCUACUCCAAGCUGUACAGGCUGGGCCUGGGCCACAACCAGAUCCGGAUGAUUGAGAACGGGAGCCUGAGCUUCCUGCCCAUGCUGCGGGAGCUGCACCUGGACAACAACAAGCUGUCCAGGGUGCCCGCGGGGCUCCCGGACCUCAAGCUCCUCCAGGUGGUCUAUCUGCACUCCAACAACAUCACCAAGGUGGGCGUCAACGACUUCUGCCCCGUGGGCUUCGGGGUCAAGCGGGCCUACUACAACGGCAUCAGCCUCUUCAACAACCCCGUGCCCUACUGGGAGGUGCAGCCAGCCACCUUCCGCUGCGUCACCGACCGCCUGGCCAUCCAGUUUGGCAACUACAAAAAGUAGAGGCAGCGGCAGCCAGCACGGUGGUCAGUGGCCGCGGUGGGUGUCUCUGGGGAGCACGGCCCGCGGUCCUGCAGGGGAGGCACCGCCCCCUCACGGCCUGGUCCCUGUCCCCUGCCCCUCAGCUUCACAGCUGCCCUGGCUCACCCACCACCGCUGCUCAGAGACAUCCCUACAAAGCUUUUCCUCAUUGACCCGAAGCCCAGCGUCCGCAGCUCCAGUCCCAGGAAUGCGGCCCACGGGUGUGUGGGCGGGACAGGGUUGUCAGCAGGGCCUUCCUCCUCCUCAUCUGCCUCCAGGCUUCCAGCCCCUGGGCCCCUCCAGCUCCCCGCGGCCUCUCUUGCCCCCUUCGGCCAGUCCCUGGCCCGUCCAUCCAGCCACCCUGCUCUGCUCUCGCUUCCCCCAACCCGUCUCUCGCCGUCUCUCUCUGUGCCUGCCUUGUGCUUCCUCCGAUCUUUCUCGCUUCUGAGCUUAGUGACCUGUCCUCCUUUCAUCUUUCUGGACCUGGCUUCAUCCUCUUCUCACUACACACACACACACACACACACACACGCA
Molecule: messenger RNA, 1724 nt
Organism: Galeopterus variegatus (Sunda flying lemur)
Lineage: Eukaryota; Metazoa; Chordata; Mammalia; Dermoptera; Cynocephalidae
Gene: BGN
Product: biglycan
Exons: 8
Coding region: 63-1172 (369 amino acids)
Molecular function (GO): protein binding
Source: RefSeq, a predicted model, not a curated record